CUUGCCCUCUUAAAAGGUACUGCAUAAAUUUAAGGCGGGCGGGGGACACGACUUUAGGCCUUAUCCCAUUUUAACUAACUGGUUGUGCUUUUCUAGGAAUUGGUGAAAUUUGUCCUAAAGUAAUUCCUACUUCAACGUAGAUGGAGGUUGAUGCUUUAUUUUAAUUGUAAAGUUUCCUGUUUCUGUGGUUUCCGAGGAUUUCUCUUGGUAGGGCCUGAUUUACUUGAAAUGUGAAGUAGUACAUUGAUUUUCCCUACCACCCCUCUUUGUCCUCAGUUUUAUGCUAAACCGACUGAAAUAAAUGUUUGCCUUAGGAAUUUCUCUCAUUUUUCAGAAGCACCCAGAGACGCACAUGUUAGGAGCUCACGCUAGAAUACUUUGUCAUUAUGGUUCUACUGUUGUUUCCUUUCAAGUUGCCUAAACACAGCUGAGUUGGUAAGAGGAGCAAAGACAACAAGAUAGGGCUGCCAAGUAGGCAGGAAGCUGUAGUGGACCUAGCGAGCAGGGGCGGCUGAGCACACCCUCCAUCCAAUCAGCUGUGAGUGCUGUUGCUAUGUGCGCUCUACUCUGCUGCCUUUGUGAAAACCUUACACAGAGGGAAGCGAAAUCAGCACCCACCGCUGAACGUUUGUUUUAACCACUGCAGACAUCUGGAUCCCUCAGUUUCUGACUGUCUAGCUAUUGACAGCCAGAAGGCAACUUCUUUUAUACAAGGAUUCCAGUAUGGUUUUCAGUGGAAACAAAGGGCUUCACAGAGAAGAUACUCUAGAUGAAUAUUUUGAAUACGAUGCAGAGGAGUUCUUGGUCUCUCUGGCCUUGUUAAUAACAGAAGGACGAACACCAGAAUGUUCUGUAAAAGGUCGCACGGAAAGUUUCCAUUGCCCUCCAGCACAGUCUUGUUACCCAGUAACUACCAAACAUGAAUGUAGUGACAAGCUGGCCCAGUGUCGCCAAGCCAGACGGACCAGGUCUGAAGUCACAUUGUUGUGGAAGAAUAACCUUCCGAUCAUGGUGGAAGUGAUGCUCCUACCAGACUGCUGCUACAGUGAUGACGGGCCCUCUGCAGAAGGAAUGGAUCUAAAUGAUCCUGCAAUUAAACAAGAUGCAUUGUUACUAGAAAGAUGGAUAUUGGAGCCAGUUCCUCGACAGAGUGGUGAUCGAUUUAUUGAAGAGAAGACUCUUCUAUUGGCUGUUCGCUCAUUUGUGUUUUUUUCUCAAUUAAGUGCUUGGCUGAGUGUUUCUCAUGGUGCUAUUCCACGAAAUAUUCUUUACAGAAUCAGUGCUGCUGAUGUAGACCUACAGUGGAAUUUUUCACAGACUCCAAUUGAGCAUGUGUUUCCUGUUCCCAAUGUUUCUCACAAUGUGGCCUUGAAAGUCAGUGUUCAGUCCCUGCCCAGACAAUCUAAUUAUCCAGUUUUGACCUGUAGUAUUCACACUAACAUUGGCCUUUAUGAGAAAAGAAUUCAAGAACAUGAACUUAAAACCCAUCAGCACCGCAAUUCUAAUGAAGCAGAACAAUGUAGUACAAACAGUUCACAACGUUUGUGUAGCAAACCAGCUUGGACCAUGGCACCUGAAGGUGUACUACAUGCGAGAAAUGGCACAGCUCCAGAAUAUACCACAACUGUCAAAAAUGUCAAACUCUAUCCAGGCACUGGCAGUAAAUCUGACUAUGGAUCAUCUCAAGCCAAUAUUCUGGGCUUCAGUGGGAUAGGAGAUAAAAAAUCACACGAGACAUCAGUGAGAACUUUAAAAUCAUUUUCAAUGAUUGAUUCCAGCAUUUCCAGCCGCCAGAGUUCCUGGCAGUCAGUUGGUGAGAGUAAUCCUUUAAUAGGUUCUUUAAUUCAGGAUCGACAAGAAGUUAUUGCAAGAAUUGCUCAGCAUUUGAUUCAUUGUGAUCCAAGCACUUCUCAUGUUUCUGGACGCCCAUUUAAUACACAAGAGUCUGGUUCACUUAAUUCAAAACUCUUUCGAGAGAAUGAAAACAUGAGAAAAUAUAAAGAACCUUUUCCCAUCUCUUUUGGUAGUUCAGAGCUCACUGCCUCAGAAGAUGCUGGUGAGGGGAAAAUUAGAGUAAAACCAGAAACUUCUCAAAAUGAAACUUGUGUUUCUAAUGGUGUUUACUCUCGUCAGUCUAUGGGUGAGACUAACCCUUUGAUAGGAUCUUUACUCCAGGAGCGGCAAGAUGUAAUUGCAAGGAUUGCUCAACACUUACAGCACAUUGAUCCAACUGCAUCCCAUAUGCCCCGGCAGUCAUUCAGCAUGCAGAACUCCAGUUCUGUCUCUCCUAAAGUGUUCAGGAGUUCAUAUGAAGACCAAAAUGUGCUGAAAAAAAACAAGGAUGAUGGCCCUGUCUCCAUUUCUAAUACACAAUUUUCCUUGUUAGCAGAUAGCAGAGAAAGGAAAAACUCAAUAUUUGAUAGAUCAUGUAGUUCGUUUAAAUGCAACAGUACUGAAAAGGCCUCUUUGAAACCUCAAGUAAGAAAUUUAUAUCAGGACAAUCCUAGUGAAAUCAUCCAAAGUACAUUUCAAGAGACAAAGAACAAAGACAUUAGUUUAUUGACUCCCUCAAAUAUGUCUCAUUGCACAGAAAAUAACUUAGAUUUGACAAUCAGACUGGAAAAUACACUUUCUGAGUGUCAAUUUAAAGAGCAAGAGAUUAGCAAUGGAAUUGAUAAGCAGUAUUCAAAUUGCAUCAGUAUUGACAAACAGACUUGCAUUUCUAAGUACAAGGGAAAAAUAAUAAAAAAUGAAAACUGUAAUCCAGAAUCUUUUAACAAUCACCAAUUUGACAAUUCUAAAGAAAAGGACUCAAAAAUAAAAGUUUCUAUGCUGGAAAUGUCUGGACAUUUGGACAAAUAUGAAAACCAGUGCUCAAAUAAAGACUCAAAAAGGCCUAAAACAUGUGAGCAGAAUACUCAACUUAGUAGCAUAGAAAAUUAUUUCAAUAAAAAUAAUGAAGGUCUCAAAUGCAAAAAGCCAGAACAAUUAAAAAUUGAACAGAAUAAGAAGGAAGAACGAAUUGCUGAAAAAUCUCGAAUCUGUCCUCAGAGAAAGAAUAUGAAAGACUGUGUGUCUACAUGUGAACAACUGAAAAACACAGAGGUAUUGCAGAGGACUAUACCACUGAAACAUUCAAAUGUCUGGCGGAAACAUAAUUUUCAUUCCUUGGAUGGAACCUCAACCAGAGCCUUUCAUCCUCAAACUGGAUUGCCUCUUCUUUCAAGUCCUGUUCCUCAGAGAAAGGCACAAUCAGGUUGCUUUGAUCUGGAUUCCUCAUUACUGCAUCUGAAAAGUUUAUCAUCUAGAAGUUCUCGACCGUGUUUAAAUAUUGAAGAUGAUCCAGAUAUUCAUGAAAAACCAUUUCUGAGUUCCAGUGCUCCACCUAUUACCAGUCUUAGUCUCUUAGGAAAUUUUGAGGAAUCUGUCUUAAACUAUCGUUUAGAUCCUCUUGGCAUUGUUGAUGGUUUUACUGCCGAGGUAGGGGCAAGUGGUGUUUUCUGCCCCACACAUUUGACUCUUCCAGUCGAAGUGUCAUUCUACAGUGUUUCAGAUGAUAAUGCUCCCUCUCCUUAUAUGGGUGUGAUCACUUUAGAGUCCCUUGGUAAAAGGGGUUAUCGAGUACCUCCUUCAGGAACAAUACAAGUGACCUUAUUUAAUCCUAAUAAGACUGUGGUGAAGAUGUUUGUUGUGAUAUAUGACUUGAGAGAUAUGCCAGCCAAUCAUCAGACAUUCCUACGACAAAGAACUUUUUCUGUACCUGUCAAACAAGAAAUGAAGAGAAGUGUUAAUAAAGAGAACACCCGACAUACAGAAGAACGGUUAUUACGCUACCUCAUACAUCUGAGGUUCCAGAGUUCUAAAUCUGGAAAGAUCUACCUCCAUAGAGAUGUACGGCUCCUGUUCUCCAGAAAGUCAAUGGAAGUUGAUAGCGGUGCUGCAUACGAACUCAAAUCUUACACUGAAUCGCCAACAAACCCUCAGUUUUCACCAAGAUGUUGAUAAGGAGAGUGGCAGUUUAAAGUCUGAAAAUAAAAAUUGCUAUAAAACGGAGUGUACCAAAAUUAUCAACCGGGAGAGUGGAUCCUCUCCUGUUAUUCUGGACCAGUUUUCAUUAAAGGAUUCCUGGAAUGAGAUCCACAUAUUUCAAGUAGACUGGAAAGAUUCAUGUCCUGAUCCUCUUUGUACUGUUGAAACCACUUCAUUGGACAUAUUAUUGCAAUAGCAACACCCUCCCCAAGUUAGAUUAGUGUUUACACAUUUUAUUUCUCAGUUAUUUAAUAUUUAAUGUUUUACUUAAUACUCAAGUGAUGUUUGUCUAUAGUGUUCUAAUGUAGCACAAAUCCUAUGUAAAAUCAUACUAUGUAUUUUUGACAUUAAUGUUGAAAUCUGAAAUAUAUGCACACGUCUUUAAUUUUGUGUGAUGUGUUUUAAGUACUAUUCAUUUAAGUUAUUGAAAAUGAGAAUGAAAUGUUGAGCUUCUUUAAGAUUAACGCACUAUGCAAGCAUGUGUACUUUUUAUAUCUCCAAAGUUUAGUUUUAACAGUGCCCCACCCAGGUUGCUGUCUCGCAGUCAUCUUUUAACAUGCUGUAAUGGCAGUGCAACGCUGACUAAGCUGCUUCACAUUCCCUUUGCAAAUUCGGAUCAUCAUGCCCAUUCAUAUUCCUCUAGAAUACCAUUUCCCAGAACAGUUCUAUUUUUCCUUAGUCACUAUUACAGAGGCUUUACAUUAAAUUGCUGUCCCAUAUUAGUUAACUUUUGCAAAUUGUUAAAAGGAUAUGUACUUUGAAAACAAAUUAAUAUUUAUAUUGUAAAUAUAUGCAAAAA
Messenger RNA from Talpa occidentalis (Iberian mole), 4828 nucleotides. It is a transcript of the gene ATOSA, whose product is annotated as atos homolog A. The record is from RefSeq and is a predicted model, not a curated record. The transcript has 12 exons. Bases 724 to 4002 code for a protein of 1092 amino acids. Lineage: Eukaryota; Metazoa; Chordata; Mammalia; Eulipotyphla; Talpidae.